Messenger RNA from Pseudocercospora fijiensis CIRAD86, 459 nucleotides. RefSeq lists its product as uncharacterized. NCBI's taxonomy places the organism in Eukaryota, Fungi, Ascomycota, Dothideomycetes, Mycosphaerellales, Mycosphaerellaceae. Bases 1 to 459 code for a protein of 152 amino acids. The transcript has a single exon. The record is from RefSeq and is a predicted model, not a curated record.
AUGAAAGCUUUCGAUGGGGCGGGGGAUUUCCUUCUCGUGAAUUGUGGGAUGAUGAUCAAAGAGGUUGGGGGGGGGGAGUGGGAGGAGGAGGAUUUGAAGAACGGGGAUAAUGAUGAUGAUGAUGAUGAUGAUGAUGAUGAUGAUGAUGAUGAUGAUGAUGAUGAUGAUGAUGAUGAUGAUGAUGAUGGGGAUAAUGAAGCUGAGACUGAGACUGGGGGAGAGUGUGUUGCUGAAGAUAUGAUGAAGACGAAGAUGAAACUGGAGGCAGGUAGAGGAGAAGGUGACGAGCAGCAGCAGCAGCAGCAGUGGGAGCGGGAUCUUGAGAGAGCGGUUGCUGUGCGUCGGGAGUUUGCUAAGGAUUGUGACUGGGGCUUGGGAGGUAGCAAUUUCAGGCGAAGAAGAGAAUUGUCCAACUGCAUAAUAGAGCUACUACAUAGCGAUUCCGAAUCUUAUGCCUAG